AUGGGAUGUGCUGCCAGCCUACCACCCACGGUGAAAUAUGCACCGUCACCCCGACCACCCGCGGUUGCUGGCGCCACGAACAAAAAGCGCCAGGAGGGCAAGCGUGCAUCUGAACACUCCGUGAGUGCCACAAGGUCUACACGAAGCAGCCGUGGUGGAGCUGCAAUCACACUGAUUGAGAGCAUGGUGAGUGUAGAUAGCUUCAUUCCGGAGACUGGGGCGCCCGACAUGGAGAGCAGCAAAUUACGCAGCAAGUUGCGCAAGUCAGAGGAAACCUUUGCACAAGGCAGCAACCCGGCUGAUUUUCAGCGCUUGGCAAGGGAGCUUACCCGGCGGCGCCAGAGGCCUCAAGCCUCCACAGCAGAUGACACCGAGUUGAACGCCUACGCCGUUCAGUCCAUGAAGGAAUAUCAAACCAUCGGAAGCCCCACAGGUAACCUUGCAGCUCGUCGCUUUUCCCAUCCUGUAUUGGCCGAGACCAGGCCAUUCGAUGAGCCGUCAAGUCUACAAUUGGAGGCACAGCUGUGGCGGGUUUGGCAGUCCAAGGAGAACUUGCAAUUGGCAACUCUCAAACCGAAGGACCUCGCAGAUGAGCCUUUCAAGGAUGGUUCCCAGAAAACUCUGGGCAGCUCUGCCACAACGACCUGUCCUACCCCCGGAGAGGAGCUUGAAAACGACUUCCUGGAGGAUGAGGAUCCCUUUGUAGGUUCACAGUAUGCCGUGUUGCUGGACGAGGAGAUCUGCCAGCCUUGGCCAGCCGGGAAUGAACCUCCCCGCACUCAAGGAUCUGUGGAGACCAUGGCAGCGGAUCUGAUCGACCCAGAAGAUCUUGAUGUGUUGCGAGAGAUUGACACAGUAGCCUUGCAGUUCCUCGAGACGAUCUUGUGUGCGGGAAAGCCGGUGUGUAUCACCCUGUCACAAAGACCGUGGGUGGAGCAGUCCAUGAAAGCCUUCCUUCCAAAGCUGGCCGAGCUUUGGGAGGCAGCGGGAGUCUCCGUGCACUAUGCGGUGGAAGAGUAUGUGCAGAAGCAACCGUGGGCCAGUUGGUGUUUAAAAUCCUCUGGACCAUCCUUGCUGGAAUCAACUGUGAUGGAGAUGAGCUUUCGAUCCCAGCAGAAGCGAAAGGUGAUGAAGCGCUUGCUUCGUGGCUUCUAUCAGGGCCAAAGCUGUUGCCAUGCCAUCAGUAUUGGCGACGGCUUGGCGGAGAGAAAUGCUUUGCAGGACAUUGCAUGGUGCCAUGAAAGCUUAACGGAGCAGUGCUGCGAUAUCACUUUGCAGGUGAAGACCAUUCAAAUGCUCGAAGACCCCAUGGCGGCUGAGCUGAAGGUGGAACUCCAGGUUCUUCGAGAAUGGCUUCCAGCCGUGGUCGAUUGUCACCAGGACUUUGACCAGGUUCUGGGAGAUGAGCGCCACUGA
This is a messenger RNA of Durusdinium trenchii, 1416 nucleotides long. NCBI's taxonomy places the organism in Eukaryota, Dinophyceae, Suessiales, Symbiodiniaceae. The record is from the annotation of a GenBank genome assembly.